This is a messenger RNA of Eruca vesicaria subsp. sativa (arugula), 366 nucleotides long. The record is from the annotation of a GenBank genome assembly. Lineage: Eukaryota; Viridiplantae; Streptophyta; Magnoliopsida; Brassicales; Brassicaceae.
AUGGUCAGAGUCAAGCCUCUAAGAUGGGACUUCGCACUAGCCGUUGUGGCUCAGGACUACGCAAAUCAGCUAGCAUCUGGUCCAUGCAGCCUCGAGCAUUCCUCUGGACCAUAUGGAGAGAACCUUGCAAUGGGAGGUGGAGAAAUGUCAGCGGCUCAGGCUGUUGCAAUGUGGAUAAAUGAAAAGUCUUAUUAUGAUUAUUACUCGAACUCGUGCCACGGCUCGGCUUGUGGACACUACACGCAGGUGGUGUGGCGUGGAUCUGCUCGGCUCGGUUGUGGUAAGGGUAUGUGUGGUAAUGGUGCAACUAUUAUUGUGUGUAACUAUGACCCUGCAGGCAAUUAUAUUGGAACUAAACCAUAUUGA